Ylistrum balloti is the source of this 1680-nucleotide messenger RNA. RefSeq lists its product as uncharacterized. The transcript is spliced from 2 exons. The coding region runs from base 1 to 1680 and encodes 559 amino acids. The record is from RefSeq and is a predicted model, not a curated record. NCBI's taxonomy places the organism in Eukaryota, Metazoa, Mollusca, Bivalvia, Pectinida, Pectinidae.
AUGUCGAGGUCAAAGAUUCUAAACAGUGACAAGGAGAUAAACGCAUUUCGCUUCAAUUUGAAGGAACAGCGAUGUCUUCAGAAAAACUUAAGCAUCCUUGACGCAGAAGCACUGUAUUCCCUCAAACUUAUAGAUCUUGAUAACAGAGGGAUCCGAGUGUUUUACAAGCGUUUCAAGGACAAAGUAUCACGUAUCAAAUCUCACCUUAAUGCCGAGGACCUGGCCGCCAUGCAGGAUUUAGAAGCAAGAGGGAAAAUGCCAAACAUCAACAAAAACAUGAACAGCAGUGGAGCUCUGAGGAUAGCAGACGCUGAGAAACGUUUGAAAAUUCAAAGUACAGAUAAUACCCGAAAGGCCAAAAGUGCAAAUCCUCUGAUGAGACAGAACACACGAAACAGUGUUGAGUCUCUGGUACCACAUGACAGAGGGUACCAGAGGCCGAACACAACCAGUGGAGCCAGCGAUAGAAGUUUGUCAUCGUCUUUAAACUUGCGACAAGAUGCAUCUAAGCACGGUUCUGUCGGUGUAUUGCUCGACACUGUUGAAUUGCCAAGAGGAACGCCACGUAGUAAACCUUCUUAUGGAAGACAAAUAUCAAAGCCGGGACAGUUCAGUCAUCGUUCUUUGGAUCUGGAUACUGCCAAUAGUAAUAAUGUUAAAAGUCCAAAAAGCCCGAGAAGUCCUCGGAGUCCUCGAAGUCCUGCAUUAGCCGGAUCCCCUACUAAGCCACCAUCUAUCCUUGUUAACUCUGUCAAAAGUAUAAUGACGAAAAUUCGAGAAUCAAAAAACUGCACUUCAUCAGAAGAUGUCAAUGAUCCCAAACAAAAUAGUCCUAAAAAAAUGCAUGUUCGCAUAGACACAGACGCAGUGUCCGUCUGUCCUGAUCCCUCAGCACAGGAAGCUGGAAAUUCAUCAAAUGACUCGAACUGUCUUGCUGUUCCUAGAUUAGGUGACAGGAAACCUCACCUGCUAGGGAAACCAUUACAGAAUAACCUCGCGGAAAGUCAGGACGAUGCCAUUGUGUCUUUAGAUAAGGAUGGCAAGCCCAAGAGGACAGAUAAAGGGGACGAAGGAUACGAUAUAGGGCCGGACCGGCUAAGUCUAAGCCGAGUGUCUAACGUGACACGAUAUAGCAGUGCUUCCGCUGGCCAAUUCUCUUGUCACUCGAUACAGGACAGAGACAGCACAGCUCCAUCCAGAUUGGACAUCUUUGCUGGCAGUGACGAUAAAAUCGGAGAAUACCUAGGCGAAGACCCAUAUGAGGAGAGGCGUCAGAAGUUAAUAUCUGGUGAACAAGAACGGAUACAGGACAUUCUAGAUCAAAAGGAAUUGUUUUUGGAAAGACUCGACUUGUAUAUUAGGGAGAUGGAGAAGAAGAAUCGACAGAUGUCAGUAAUUGCUCCGAGCAUGGAUAUACCUGACAGUGUCCUCCGACAGACACGUAGGGAAGCCGGAGAGCGGGCAAAGGCAUCAAGACUAAAUAAAAUGAGGCAGGGAAUGCACAGGUCUUCAAUAUCAGAAGAGGAGAGAAAGCGCCGUGCCCAAGAGAUGUGGAAAGAUGUAAAUAAGUGUAGGUACCUUAGAGUACCUUCAGACAGAAUAGACCUUUCUGGGAUUGUGACACUGGCUACUGAACAAAUGAAACUACUGGGCGCAAUGCGAAAUAUUGAGGAAUUAUAA